AAGAUGCCUGGGAAUCGACCGGUAAUAACUAGUAAGUGAAGUAUUUCCCGUCCCUUCGCCGUUGCUCUCGCUCCGGUCUUGUCUCCUCCCGCGCGAGUUCGCCUGCCGCCUGCGCCGAUCGUCGCCGAGCAGAGGCGCCGUCGUCCUUCUGUUUCCGCCGCAUCCUCACCGCUUAAGUUCAUUAUGUCUGGAAUGCCAACUGAUGAUGCAACUGGUCAAGUGAGGAUGGAAGGAGAUGUUUCUGACAAAAAGGAAGAAAAAACUCAAGACCAGAAUGAAGAAAGUGGAAUGCCCUCGCCACAGGAAGAGGAGGCAGCCAUAAAGAAAAAAUAUGGGGGAAUACUACCCAAGAGGACGCCACAUAUAACUAAGGACCAUGAACGGGCUUACUUUGAUUCUGCUGAUUGGGCUUUAGGAAAGCAAGGUGGAAGCCACAAACCUAAAGGGCCUCUUGAAGCACUGCGACCAAAACUUCAGCCUACUCAUGCGCGUGCACGGCGGACUCCUUAUGCAUCUGCUGACAACGAUGAGUGUAUGAAUUUGCCUUCUGAGGAUGUGAACCAGAAUGGUGAUCCCGUCGAAGACAAGAACAAGGAAGAAGUGUAACGAGUAGCUCCACGCGGGUCGAUUUGGAGCAAUGCCAUGGCUGUCCUUGAGCCAAACAGUUGCCUUGGUAAAUAACUAGAGCCAAGCCUACGCUUCUUGAGAGGUUGAGGCGUUGAGCUCUGCAGUCUGCAGUGUCAUCUUAAUGUAAGACGAGUAUAUCUGACGUCUACCACAUUCAGCUGUUCGCGGUCUUUCAGCUGCAGGAAUGAAAACGAUGCGGUGAAGGCGAUGCUGUAGUACCGGAUGUGCAAGGAAACAAAUAAUUCAUUAAAUUCAGCUCUCCAUCAAUGGAAAUUACUGAGAUAAUGGAGAACUUAUAAUAGUACUCCCUAUGAAUUUUGUAUUUGAGGCGUUGAUUUUUGAAUAUACGUUUGAAUUUUUCAUCUUAUUCAAAACUUUUGUGCAAACAUAUAAUAUUAUAAGUUGUUAAGUUUUUAGUGGCAAA
Molecule: messenger RNA, 1051 nt
Organism: Oryza brachyantha (malo sina)
Lineage: Eukaryota; Viridiplantae; Streptophyta; Magnoliopsida; Poales; Poaceae
Exons: 7
Coding region: 184-606 (140 amino acids)
Cellular component (GO): cytoplasm
Molecular function (GO): protein phosphatase inhibitor activity
Source: RefSeq, a predicted model, not a curated record